Musca domestica (house fly) is the source of this 5556-nucleotide messenger RNA. It is a transcript of the gene Chsy, whose product is annotated as chondroitin sulfate synthase 1. The record is from RefSeq and is a predicted model, not a curated record. Gene Ontology annotation, cellular component: Golgi cisterna membrane. Lineage: Eukaryota; Metazoa; Arthropoda; Insecta; Diptera; Muscidae. The transcript is spliced from 8 exons. Bases 679 to 3168 code for a protein of 829 amino acids. Gene Ontology annotation, molecular function: glucuronosyl-N-acetylgalactosaminyl-proteoglycan 4-beta-N-acetylgalactosaminyltransferase activity.
CAGUUGUGUGGAUAAACUAAAGCAUUCAACACGGUAUUCGGGUAGACGGCAGUUAUUCAAUAAUUCGACGGUGAAGACGACAAGAAAAACGAAGACUGCCUAUUACGAGUUGAGAGCAUUUCCCAAGGGGGGGCCAAAGUACUAGUCCGCAAUCGAAGUAUUCUUCGAAAAAAAAACGUGUAAAAAAUUGUUAGAAGUUAUUCUCAAUUACGGGUUUAAUUGGGUUUUUUUGUUUCGCGUUCGACGAGCAAACCACCUCAAGAUCAGCGACAGCACAUGACGAUGACAGCAACCUACCUUGUCAUAUCGCGAAAUUAAGUUUAUUGAAAAAGUGAUGUUAAAGCUAUUCUGUGAAUUUUGAAAAAGAAAAGAAAAAAAAAACGGAAAACGAAAUCAACAAAAAAAGAAAACGAAAGAAAAGUUUUUUUUUUACAUUACAUUCUAACCGACGGCAACCCUCAUCAAUCGGCCAACAUCAAAUGAAUACAUUUUGGAUAUAUUUUUAAGUGGAACAACCAGCCACGAAACGGAUAUCCGCAAUUUGCAAAAAAAAAUCAAGAGAGUGUGAUAUCAAUGAGUUAAUCUAACGCAAAUUCUCUCACCACUUCUUGAUUUCCGUGAGACCGGAAGAAAUUUCCCCAACCACCUACCUGCCACUACAAAAUCCAACUUCUCACCAUGUUGAUGACCAAAAAUUCCAUGACCAAGCGGAAAACGUUUAUAUUCGCCUGCUUUGGCAUUGCCAUUGGCCUGUGCAUUGGCACGGUGCUGAAAAACUAUCGAGCCCUUGAGAUCGUCAAAAGAUGUAGUCUUAAGCCGAACAAUUUGAAAACUCCCUUCGAAAUAAUCGGUCUCAAACCUGAAGAUACAAUACAAAAUUCUCAAAAGAAUCUGGUAUUUGUUGGAGUGAUGACAGCGAAAAAUUUCAUCGAAGGACGAGCGAGAGCAGUCUACGACACAUGGGGCAAAGAGGUGCCAGGUCGUAUUGCCUUCUUCAGUUCAGAGGGUUCAUUCUCUGAUGAGCUGCCCGUGGUGGGUUUGAAAAAUGUCGACGAUCGUUAUCCGCCGCAGAAGAAAUCCUUUAUGAUGUUAUACUAUAUGUAUGAGAAUUUCAUUGACAAGUUUGAAUGGUUCAUCCGGGCCGAUGAUGAUGUCUACAUAGAGCCCCAGAAAUUGGAGAAUUUCCUGAGAUCAAUUGAUAGUUCUAAGCCACAGUUUAUAGGCCAGGCUGGCAAAGGCAACACCGAAGAAUUUGGCCUCUUGUCCCUGGAGUUUGAUGAAAACUUUUGCAUGGGCGGUCCUGGUGUCAUUCUCAGCAGUGAAACUUUGCGUAGAGUGGCUCCUCACAUACCCACCUGCCUGAAAAAUCUCUACAGCACCCAUGAGGAUGUGGAGGUGGGUCGCUGUGUGCAAAAAUUUGCCGGCAUUCCAUGCACAUGGAAUUAUGAGAUGCAAUACAUCCUCCGCCACAAUUCCAGUGGUCGAGCCGCAUUCACCGGCAAAUUGAAACGCAAAGAAAUCCACAAUGCCAUUUCCUUGCAUCCGAUUAAACAGGCACCACUUAUGUAUCGCCUUCACUCAUAUAUUCAGGGUCUUAAGGCCGAGGAAAUGCGCCAGGAAUCAUUGAUGCUGCAUCGAGACAUCAAACGCAUGGCCAAAUAUUUGGAAAUACCCGAUGAUAGUAGAUAUUUGGUACCCGGCAUCACACUGAUACCCGAAGAGGAGAAUAGCAAACGUCACGUCGAGGACCAUAAUAUAUUGGGCAUAAGUCCCGAUCUAAAUAAAUAUGUACCCAAGACGAAAGAAGAUCUUUUGGAAUGGUCAUUUAUUGCACGUGGCCUCUAUUCGAUAGAACAUUCCAAUCCCAAGCAUAAAAUCGACUCAGCAAUGCGAGAAGGCCUUGAAGAUGUUAUCACCGAAGUUAUGGAAAAUAUCAACAACUAUUCGCGACAGAGGGGACGGGUCAUUGAGUUUCGGGAACUUUUGUAUGGCUACACCCGACUGAACACCCUGCAUGGACAAGAUUUGAUAUUGGAUUUGUUAUUGAUUUAUAAAAAAUAUCGUGGCAAAAAGAUGACCGUUCCGGUGAGGCGACAUUUGUAUGUGCAAAGGGCCUUUACGGGCAUUUUUGUGAAGGAGUUCGAGGAGGAUUUCUACAACACCACAUUGCAGAGGAGCUUUUUCAAAAACAUUUUGAAUCAGGGUGUGGAGAAGCUAACCAAUCACUUUUCAUUGCCGGGCAUCUUGCCUUCAUCGCGUACCUCUGGUGUGGGAGCCAAGUCCAGAAUUGUUUUUGUUUUACCCAUUGCUGGCCGCUUGGCUACCUUCAAACGUUUCUUGGACACCUAUGAGCAGGUGGCCAUUACGGAGGAUAAAAAUUGUGAUUUACUUGUGGUGAUCUUUGGUAGCCAAGAUGAGGUGCACGACCACCUGGAGUUGUUGAAACAAUUGAAAAGUCGCAAUAUAUAUCAACAAAUCAAUUAUAUACAACGCCAGGAGGAGUUCUCUCGUGGUGUGGCCCUGGACACAGCUGCCCGUUCAUCUUAUAUCCAGGAUGAUAAUAUCAUACUCUUUAUCGAUGUCGAUAUGGUCUUUAAAUUGGAGACCUUGCAGCGAAUACGCAUGAACACCAUACAAGGUAGCCAGGUGUAUUUGCCGAUUGUCUUCAGUCAAUACGAUCCGAAGCGACAGCAUCAAGAAUACAUAUCUCCCGAGGAGAUCACAAAUGAAUCGGGAUAUUUUAGACAAUUUGGUUUCGGAAUUUGUGCCAUUUACAAAUCCGACAUUAUGGACGAAAGUAUAAAUGGUUUCGAUAAGGACAUUACCGGCUGGGGUUUGGAAGAUGUGAAAUUUUUGGAGAAAAUUGUUAAAAACGGCCAUCAACAGAAUUCGUUUAUGGUCAAUACGGCAGAGGUGUCGGAGGACUAUAAUGCCAAGGCUGCCCAGCUAAGGCGUCUAUCUAUAUUUCGGGCACCCGAUCCAAGUUUGGUCCAUAUCUAUCAUGACAUUAGCUGUGAUGUCAAUCUGGAGGUGGCCCAAUACAACAUGUGUCUGGGUACCAAAGCCAAUUCUCUGGGCAGCACAAAACUCAUGGAGAACUUGUUCUUCGACAAUGUGGACAAUUUAGAUUUUAUUAAAGAAUUUAAUCGUCGAAAAGAAAUGAGAUGAGAGUGCGAGAGAGAGAGAGAGUUUUAAGCUAAUCUAUGGGGGGCAUAAUUUUAACUGAAAACAAAAUGGGCGGUAUUUUUUUUAUAGAAAUUAUAUUUAAAUUAAUUAGUUUUGUUAAUUGUAAUUAAAAAAUUGUUGCAUUGUAACGGUUAAGUUCACUAUAAUUAAAUUGUUUUCUAAUUGCAUUUUGUUGCAAAAAAGACAUUGCACACAAGAGACGAGAAAGAGAGCGCGUUAAAUGCAUUGGAUAUUUUGUUUAGAAUAUUAUGAAUUUAUUAUGUUUAGAUAAGAGAUCCCAUAAAUAUCAUCUCUAAAAUCUGAAGCUUUCUAGAACCCAAAUGGCCUAAUCAAGGACGGGACCUUCACCAAUAUAACACGACAAAAUUAAAUUUAAAAAAAAUUAGAGGAAAAUGUCUCCAUUUUUUAAUAGUUAACAAUUACAAAAUAAUAUAACUUUUUAGAAAGGAGAAACUGUAAUAUUGCAGGCCCCAGACAUCGUUAAAGACCAUAGCUUAUUUCAAUAACAACCCAAUUAUAUGUAUUUCAAAUAGCACCUUCAAAAUAGCUUCAUUAAGUUUUGAGAAAGGAGAUAAAGCUAACAACCCUGCUGAGGAAAAGUUCUUCAAUCUAAUUAUACCCUCAGCCAUAUGGCUGAGAUAUGAUACGGCCAAAAUGUGCCUCAUCGAAAUAACGGGUUUAGAGCCUAGGUCUCUUUUUACCAAAUCCGCUUCAGCACAUUUGGAGUCGAUAUAGCGAUGUCCGCCCGUCCAUCCGUCUGUCUGGAUGGAUGGUGCGCACAAGAUCUCACGAAGGGAGCAUCCGAUUUGAUCCAAACUAAGUACAUCGUAAAACUAUUGUCAAACCUAGAUCGAGUUCGGAGUUGGGCAAUAUCGGUGUACUCCAUCUGGUACCUCCCACACAAAAUGUCAACGUAUUCAAAGAAAAUAAUUUACUUCACAGAAAGAGAGAAAGGAUAAUUCGAUUUUGCAAAUCCUAAUAUCAACUUUGCAAAUUCUAAUAUUUGCAUCAGUGCUAGGUCAGGUGGGAAAAUCGACAAAAUUUUGAAUAAAUAUAACUCUUAUAAAAUGUGAUGAAAGUAUCCGAUUGUUUUCAAAUUACACACAUCACAAUAUAUUUAUUUACCCAAGAUCUGGUGUGAAGAUGGAAUAUAUCGCUCCACUCCUUCUGGUUCCUCCCCCACAAAAGGUCGAAAUUUUCAUAAAAUAUAUUUUUUGCACAGAUAGAGAAACAAUAAUCCAACUUUGCAAAUCCUAAUGUUUGCGUCAGUGCACUAUCGGUCCACUCCAUCAAGUACCUGCCCUACAAAUGGUCAAAAUUUUGAAUAAUUACAACUCUCAUAAUAUGCGAUGUAAGAAACCGAUUGUCUUCAAAUUUCACACAUCCCAAUAUUUUUAUUAACCCAAGGUCUGGCGUUAAGAUGAAAUAUAUCGGUCAACUUAUUCUGGUACUUCUCCCACAAAGGGUCAAAAUUUUGAAUACCCUUGAAGCUCAUAAAACAUGAAAUUAACAUCCGAUUCCAUUCAGACUUGGUACAUCUCAAUAUUUCUAUCAACACAAAAUCUGUUUUAAAGAUGAUAGAGAUCGAACCAUUCCUUCUGGUACCUCCCUCACAAAGGGUCAAUGUUUUGAAUAAACAAAACGAUCAUAAAAUCAGAAUUAAGCAUGCGAUCCUCUUCAAAUUACACGCAUCAAACUAUUUUUAUUAACCCAGGGUCUGGUGUGAAAAUGGGAUAUAUCGAUUCACUCCUUCUGGUACCUCCCCCACAAUGGGGCAAAAUUUUGAGAGUCCACGAAACUCAUAACACGCGAAAUUAACAUCUGAUUCCAUUCAGACUUGACACAUCUCAAUAUUUCAAUCACCACAAGAUCUGUUAUAAAGAUGAUAGAGAUCGGACCAUUUAUUCUGGUACCUCCCCCACAUAGAGUUCAAGAUUUUUGAAAAACAAAACGAUCAAUGCACCCGUAAAAAGCAUUCAAAUCUCUUCAAAUUUAACACAUCCAAAUAUUUUUCCUAACGCAAGAUCUAUGGUGAAGAAGAUAUAUUUCUUCUUCCGGUAACUCAAUCACAAGGGGUCACAUUUUUCAAUACUUUUAUCUGUCAUAACAUGCGAAACACAUCGGCUAUUUUCUACAACUAUUUAUCUAAUUUAUCGAAAUUUAUGAUUUCGCAUAAAUUUUAAAUAAACGAACAUUUACUGAGGGUAUACUUCUGUCGGCAAUACCGACUGAUGAUUUUUCACUUAUUUUUAUAUAGACUUUAAACACCCCUCCCAAAUAUCCCAUUAGGCCAUCAAAGAGUUCAAGAAAAGCUGCCCAAACUCAAACGAGAAAUAAGAAUUAAUUAAUCAAGCUCAAAUAAAAUAACAA